This is a messenger RNA of Ricinus communis (castor bean), 10333 nucleotides long. RefSeq lists its product as uncharacterized. The coding region runs from base 33 to 10160 and encodes 3375 amino acids. NCBI's taxonomy places the organism in Eukaryota, Viridiplantae, Streptophyta, Magnoliopsida, Malpighiales, Euphorbiaceae. Gene Ontology annotation, cellular component: extrinsic component of membrane. Gene Ontology annotation, biological process: protein targeting to vacuole; protein retention in Golgi apparatus. The transcript has 42 exons. The record is from RefSeq and is a predicted model, not a curated record.
CUAUUAGAAAUUUCCGUGUUCAGUACAGUGGAAUGCAGCCUGGCUCGGCUUUGUUUGGUUUAAAGUUUUCCAGCUUGACAAUAAAACAAAGUCUGGUUGGAUCAUCAGGUGGGAAGAUGGCGGGGGGGCAAGUAAACAAAACUGUGGAUAUUGAAGGUUUGGAAAUUUAUUCUACGACACUCAAAGGAGCUAUUGAGUCAACUAGUUGGAAUGAUGCUGCCUGUUCCACAAUCUGGUCCAGUGAAAGAUCUGAAGGCUUAACACUAGAGCAUUUAUUGCAUCCAUUUGAUGUGACAAUAUCCCUUGUGGUUAAUAGAGCAGGAAAGCUUGAUAAUGACAUGGCACAAUAUUCAAUCAGAGCAGAGAUAACUGGCUUGAAAAUAUCUCUAGAUGAAGUUCAGUUGCAACAGAUACUGAUUCUAUCUGAUUACAUAAGCAUUAGCCGUUUAAGGGAGAAGUACGGACGUUACCGUCCCUCGGGUCACUCCUUGUCAAGAAAACAGACUGGUUGGCAAAUAUUAUGGUGGCACUAUGCACAAGAAUCUGUCCUAUCAGAUGUCCGCAGGAAGUUGAGGAAAACCUCAUGGGGAUACUUAGGACAACGACUGAAUUCUCGCCGGAAGUAUAUUAAUCUAUAUAAGAUUAAACUAGAUUUUCUUCAGCAAGAACAGGCAAUUGAUGAAUUUAUUUUUCGGGAAUUGGAGCAAAUGGAGAAAGAAUUUGAUAUAGAUGAUAUCUUAAAUUAUAGGUCUGCUGCUGAGCGUGAGCUGCAGGAAGUUUUGCCAGACUCGUCAGCUUCAAAUAUGGGAGUGAAUGGUAUCGAUAUCUCUCUUAAGAAGUCACGUAACGAUGAGCGGUUGUUAGGCAGGUCCAGAGGAUGGUUGAAUUGGCUAUCCCGUGGCAUGCUUGGUGCUGGUGGAACAGAUGAUUCUACUCAAUUCUCUGGUGUUGUCUCAGAUGAAGUCGUAAAGGAUAUUUAUGAAGCUACUAAGUUCCAUCCUUCUGUAUUCUCCAGUGGGGUUGUUGAUGCAACUGAUAAGAUGUUCAUAUGCGCAAUCAAGUUAAGCAUAGGUCAAAUUACUGCAGCUCUUUAUAGCAAGUAUUCCAGUCAAAAAAUUGCUGACUUGGAGUUUAAGGAUACGGUUAUAGAGUGCAAACUUUGGGAAGAGUUAGCAGCAAUUAUGUGCUUCAUUAGGUCAGGGAAGAUGGUUUAUCCAUGCAAUGAGAGAUUGGUUCUACAAAUAGGACGGCCCCUUAUAGAGGAAAAACUACAGGAAGAUGAGCUAGCUUCAUGCAGAAUUGAAGUGGAUGUGUCACCAAACCGAGAGGUUGAACUAUCCGUGAAGGUCAUGCUUCAACCACUUGAAGUUAGUUACGAUGUGGAGUUUUUUCUAAAUUUUAUGGAGUUUUUCAAUGUACUAAAGUCCAUUGAAUUUCAGCAGAAAAGGGUCCUUUGGUCAUUUAAUGAAUUUAAAGAUGUCAAGACUCGCUUAUUAUCAAAAUCUGAAUACACUUUAUCAAGUCAGACAAAACUAAGUUGGGAUGUUAGCAUCUUGAAUAUUAUCAUCAAUAUUCCUGGGAGAGAUGCCAUUUCUGGAAAAUAUAACUUGGUUUUGGAGCUGGGAUCUCUGGUUUAUACAUCCAAACAUGGUGCAGAGUCAGUUGUUGCUAAGAUUCAGGAACAAUCGCAUAUCUUCAAACAGUUCUCAAGUUCAACUUUCACCACUAAUUUUUUGACAGACUUUCAAAUUCAAGAUCUUUAUAGUUACUUUUCUGUCGAACUUAAGAAUUUGGAGCUAAAGCUAGAGAUUCCUCAACAGGCUCAAACACUCACUAUCUUGGAGAAGUUUAGUGCUUCCAUCACCUUUGCAUCUUGCAUCAUUUCUGAUGAAUCCAUAUUGAAACAGUUGGAGGUUUACGUAAUUCUACCAUCAAUUGCUGCUAACUUUUCUUUGCCAAUUUAUAAGUCAAUACUGGCAUUGAUAGGGCAUCUAGAUAGCCUUCAUUCAACCACUAGAUCUCUGAUUCCCAGAAACCCAUAUUCACAUAAUGUCAUGUUAAAUCAAGCUUGGGCAUCUGCUGUUGGUUUCUCAAUUACGGCAAAAUUGAAGUCCAUGAGUUUCCAUGUUGACUUGGCAAAAGAUGAGGAAAGUAGUUCUGAACUGACAAUUUUACUUCAAGAAUCAGAUAUUUGUUAUUCUCAUACAGAGUUUGAGGAGUGCUUUGUAUUUACCAAAGCAUUAAAAGUCACUACUUCCCCAUCAAAAGGUGAAAAUGAUAGCUGUAUUCUGCUCUCAUCUGAGAAUCAAUUUGCUUCUGGUACUGCACAUUUUAAAGACUUGGGAUUUGGAAAUAGCAAUCAGGAUAGCAAUUGUAGCGACAAAGAUCUAUCCAGUGAAGGUUCUUUUCAAUUGCAUUAUAAAGGUCAUAAAGGUGUAGAUUUUGUUUUCCAGGAGUAUACAAUCGGAUUGAAUGAUGUCGAUCUCCAUUGCUAUCCCCGUAUAUUUGGGAGGUUGAUUGCGUUUUAUGAAAGAUUAUCAUCAUACGGCACAAGUUCCACUUGUGAUAAAUCCUUUAGCCAUGUGAUGCAUGGAAUAAAUCCAAAUAAAAGGCCUGGUUUUCAGUUUCAUAGGUUUGGUUACUCAAAUUUCUCUGAAACUGGGUCUUCUGACUGUGCCAGUGUUUCUUUGGACUGCUAUCCUUUCAUUACGAUCUCCAACUCUGGGUCUCUUGAUAGCCUUGAGAGUUCACUUUCUCAAUCCAUACCUGACUGGAGGAAAUCAUUUAAGCUAAGGGAUAAUAAAAUCAGAAGUUCAAAAUUCAGUUUAAAGAAGGAAUUUAAAGCUGUUCAUGCCUCACCAGGAAAUUUAUGCGACACAGGUGUUUUUGAUGUUGAUAUCAAUAUUUCUGGAGUAAGAAUUCAUUUCCAUGAUUCCUCUUGUAUUGUUGGAACUGUUACAGUACCUGCCUCUAGAUGUGCACUUCUAAUUUAUGAAGACAGCUUGGAUUUCUUGUGUUCCAUGGAGGGUUUGCUCCUUAAAUCACCAUGGUGGAUUAAAAAUUUGAAAGAUUUUAUUUGGGGCCCCUCAAUAUCAAAUCCUUCUAUUUUAAAUUUACGUGUGAAAAAAGGCCUUUCUGGAUCAGUUACUUCCCAAUUUGAAGUUAGCAUUGGCAUUCAGCAUGUGUACUGCUUUCUACCACCUGAGUAUUUGGCUAUUAUAAUAGGUUAUUUUUCAUCAUCAGAUUGGAGUACAAAUUUGAGUAUGCAGUUAGUUACUGAAAAUUGUGAUUGUAUUGUAACAGAGAAAGGGAACCCAGUUGUUUAUAAGUUUGAGAUAUUGGAUUCCAUUUUGAUUUUGCCUGUGGAGCGAGAUGAUCAUCAGUUUCUAAAAGCAGAACUUCAACAACUGUACUGUAGCAUCAUUCUUAAUUGCUCUCCAGAUGAUGUGUUGGAGGAUAUUCCUUGUGAGUGUAUGGUUCCCACCGAUAAAGUUGCCAAAGCAAAUGACUGUUUAAAUAUUUAUGGUAGAGAUUUAUUUUUAUCACUCCUCUUGUGCAAGGAUGAUGGAUAUGGGUGUUUAAUUCUCAAUGAAGAUAAUGGAUUUAACAAUAUCACACUAAUUGCACCAUUAAGUGCUGAUGUUUGGGUUAGACUUCCUUGUGAAAGUGAACCCUGCCUCAAUAGCUCUUCUGCCUCCACAUGUGUUAUGUCAAGGAUUGCUAAUUGUCAACUUCAUGCUGAUGAUUGCUACACUCUGGAUGGAUUUGAGGCACUAGUGGAUGUCAUAAAUCAGUUCUCUUCAAUUGGCAAUGAAUCCAAAUAUUUCACCUCUGACAUCUUACAAUUUUUUCAGUUGAAGAGAAGUCUGAAGGAGAGCGGUGGAGUACCAACUGUUGCCUCAGGCAUGGUGUUUACAGAAGCUCGAUGUUGUGCCAACUCUCUGUCCGUAAUUUUGUAUCAAUCGAAAAGGGACUCAAUUAUGGAAAAACCAAUUGCCAAGGCUGAUAUGCAACUUAUUUGUUCUGCAUCUUUGAUAAAUGAGACACCCGUAGAGCUGGACUUGAGUUUUUCUUCUUUAGCAAUUCAUUCACUGCCUGAUUCUGUCAUGAUAGCACAAUGUGCUAAUGCUCAUUCAGCUUCAUCAGCUCUUCAUAUAUUUUUCUCAAAUUCUAUUGAAGCUGAAAAUGAGUUUCAUAUCUGUCUUCCUUCUCUCAAUAUUUGGCUACAUGUUUUGGACUCAUCUGCAGUCAUUGGUAUUUAUAAUUAUUAUUCCAAAAGAAUGUCUGAAACUCUAGUAGUGGAAUCAUCGUCAAAAAGUUUGUCUAAAGAUAUGGCUGAUCACACUGAAAAUGCAACAUUUUCUGUCUCUCAAAGUUCUCUUUUAAAGAAUAACUCACCAUUUGAUCAUCCAAACGAGCAUACAAACCAGGAUUCUUUUGUCCUCUCUGUGAGGUCCGAAUGUAUUGGCCUUACAGUUCAUUUUCCCAUCUGGGACAGUCAAUCAGCAGUUUGUGAAAUAGAGACAGCUGAAGUUCAAGAGCAGAGACCUCGAUUUGUUUCCUCUCAUGCUACUGAAGGGAAAAAAUGCAAAUUUAUGGCUGUUACGGCGCAUAGUAGAAAUAGUAGACUAUCCAUGGUUGGUAAAAAUGUGAGAUUGAAAUCUAUUCUCGAGAAAACAAGUGGCACUGUAGGGAUAUGUGAGGACAAGAGCAUUACCACUUGGCCCUUUUUCCAGAUAUCUGAAGUAGAUGUGAUGACUGAGAUUUGUAAUAAUCACAUGAAUAUUGCUGUUAUCAAACUGGAGGUUCAAGUUGAUCGUGUAGAUAUGUGGCUUUCCCAUCAAGUGUUAUGCUUCUGGUAUGGUGUACAGUUUGACAUUCCUGAAACUGGAACUUCUCAAUCUUCAAUUGAAAGCAUGGAUUUGAAACUCCAGUCGAGGAAAGUUUCGCUUCUGAUAUCUGAUGAAAGGUGGAGCUGCGGUGGACCUUUAUUGGAAAUUCUUAUGAGGAACUCUCUGUUACAACUCGCCGUUACUGAAAAUAGUGUUGAUAGCUCAGUGGCAAGUGACCUUGAAGUGAACUACAAUAAUAUACACAAGGUCCUUUGGGAGCCAUUUGUUGAACCUUGGAAGUUUCAGAUUAAUAUGAUUAGAAGACAGAAAAGGAGUGCUCUCCUGAACUGUUCUGGUACGACAGAUAUCCAUCUCUCAUCAACAGCGCCACUGAACUUGAACUGUACAGAAUCUUUUAUUGAGUGUGUUUUCAGGACUGUUGAAAUGGUUAAUGAUGCUUGGCAUCCCACAGGAACAGCUGAUCCUAGUGGAAUUCAGAGAUUCUCAAAUCCUCAGUAUACUGAAUCUAUGAAUAAAGGGAGAUAUGCUCCCUACAUACUUCAAAACUUGACUUCCUUGCCACUAGUAUACCAUGUUUUUCAAGGGCUGGUUAACAUUGAUGAGUUUAAUGCCUCAGAAAUGGUGGAAGGAGAAGCUGUGGAACCAGGUGCUUCUGUUCCUAUUUAUCUUAUGGAGACACCUGAGGAGCAACUCGUCCGAUUCAGAUCUGCUCAGUCUUUUGAUCGGCUCAGUGAGAAGCAAUCAAUCGGAGUUGUUCAUCAUUUUAUGAGCAUUCAACUCGAAGGAAUGUCUCUGCCCUCCUUUCCUAUUUCUAUGGAUCUUGUAGGAGUUACCUGUUUUGAAGUUGAUUUUUCUAAGGCUUCAGAUAAAAUUGAAGUUGAUAAAAAAAAGGAUGUAUCGAAGUACAAUCUAAACAGUGAGGAGAAUCCUAAAUCUCAUACCCAUACUGGUUUUACUGUUCCUGUUGUUUUUGAUGUUUCAGUGCAGCGCUAUAGCAAGUUACUGCGGUUGUACUCAACGGUCAUAUUGUCAAAUGCAACAUCAAUGCCACUGGAGUUAAGGUUUGAUAUUCCAUUUGGAUUAUCCCCAAAGAUCCUAGAUCCAAUAUAUCCUGGACAAGAGGUUCCGCUGCCUUUGCAUUUAGCUGAAGCAGGUCGCUUGAGGUGGCGUCCACUUGGAAGUUCUUACUUGUGGAGCGAAGCGCAUGAUCUUUCAAAUAUUCUUUCUCAGCAAAUGAAGAUUGGAUUCCUUAGAUCUUUUGUUUGUUAUCCAACACAUCCAAGUAGUGAUCCAUUUCGUUGCUGCAUUUCAGUUCAGAAUUUUAGUUUGCCCUCAUCUGGUAAGUCGAAGAAAGGUUUAUCUCCUUGUGCUAAUACCACCCAGAAGCAAUCAGUUGAAAUUUCUACACAUGACUGGAAGCAGUCAAAGAAGAGAGUCAUUCAUCAGGUGACCUUAAGUACUCCGCUAGUGUUGAACAACUACCUUCCAGAUGUAGUGUCACUGACCAUUGAGAGUGGUGGGGUUACUCGUACUGCAUUGCUUUCAGAGGUAGAAAGUUAUUUUCAUCAUGUUGAUCCUUCACAUGACCUGGGUCUGGAGUUCUCUGUGCAAGGAUUCAAAUCUUCAUCUUUGAAGUUUCCACGUACAGAAAUAUUCAGCACAAUGGCUAAGUUUAAUGGAAACAAGUUCUCUGUAACCGAGACCAUGACCUUCGAUCCUGAAUUACCUAAUGGUCCACUCUAUGUUGCCGUCGAAAAGAUGAUGAAUGCAUUCUCUGGUGCCCGAGAAAUCUUUAUUUGUGUUCCUUUUUUGUUAUACAAUUGCACUGGUGUUCCACUCAAUAUUUCAAAAUCUGCAGUAGAGAUGAACAGGAAUCACCACACUAUCCCGUCUUGUUACUGUUUUGAAGAUGAACUUCAAGACAAGAAAGAUGGUCUUAGUCUUUUAUCUUCUGACUGGGAUGCAUGUGCUAUAGCUCCACAGUUUGAUGACCUGGCUGUGGAGAAUCAUAUUGUCUUCUCCAGGAUGAAUGCUAACCUGCAAUAUGACUGCUCAAUGCGCAAGCCUGUUGUUUUAACUGGUGGUUCCUCAGGAUCUAUCUGCAGGCAAUCAGACAAGCAUGCUUUAGUUCCUGAAAAUAUGUGCUCAAACAGUGAAUCCACUUCAAGAGAUUCUGAUGUUGAUACCGAACGUGGAAAGGCUAAAGCCUGCAUGUAUUCUCCUUCUGCAAUUUCUUCCAUUGGUGAAUUUACGGUCAGAAUAAGAAGAUGCUUGCCUGAACAUGUUGCAGAAAAAGAAACAAAUUCUUCGUGGUCAGAACCAUUUCUUCUUGUUCCACCAAGUGGGUCAAUCACAGUUCAUGUACCUCGGUCAUCCCCCAAUGCUGCAUUUAUCAUAUCUGUAACUUCUAGUGCUCUUGGUGGACCAUUUGCUGGCAGGACACAAGCCAUCACUUUCCAGCCCAGAUAUGUAAUUAGCAAUGCAUGCAGUAGAGAUUUAUGUUAUAAGCAGAAAGGAACAGAGCUCUAUGUUCAUUUGCGCAUUGGACAGCAAUCUCAUCUUCACUGGACAGACACAAUGAGGGAUUUACUGGUUUCCAUUCGAUUUAAUGAACCCAGUUGGCAAUGGUCGGGCAGCUUCUUGCCAGAUCAUCUAGGUGAUACACAAGUAAAAAUGAGGAAUCAUAUUUCUGGGUCACUACAUAUGAUAAGGGUGGAAGUACAGAAUGCUGAUGUUUCUAAUACAGAUGAAAAGAUUGUCGGAAGCCUCCAUGGAAAUUCAGGGACAAAUUUGAUUCUCUUGUCAGAUGAUGACACAGGGUUUAUGCCAUACAGAAUUGAUAAUUUCUCUAAGGAGAGGUUACGGAUUUACCAGCAAAGGUGUGAAACAUUUGACACUGUUAUUCACCCGUACACUUCUUGCCCUUAUGCAUGGGAUGAACCCUUUUAUCCACAUCGUCUAACUGUUGAGGUGCCUGGAGAGCGUGUUAUUGGGCUCUAUGCUCUUGAUGAUUUAAGAGAGUACAAACCUGUACACUUAAAGUCAACUUCUGAGAAACCCGAAAGGACAUUGUUUUUGUCUACCCAUGCUGAGGGAGCAACUAAGGUGCUCAGCAUAAUCGAUUCGGGUUAUCAUAGUUUGAAAGAUUUGACAGACCCAAUUCCCUCUUGGUUUCACAUAGAAAGUAAUUAUAACCAGAAACCUGAGAAUUUUGUUGAUUACAAGGAGAAAAUUUCUCUUGCUAUUUCAUGCAUUGGUAUCUCCUUGAUUAACGCCUAUCCACAGGAAUUGCUUUUUGCAUGUGCAAAAGAUAUUUCUCUUACCCUGCUUCAGAGUCUGGAUCAACAAAAGCUUUGCUUUCAAAUCUCUUCACUGCAAAUAGAUAACCAGUUGCGAACAACACCUUAUCCUGUUAUCCUGUCCUUUAAUCCAGAAUACAGAAGUAAUAUAGCCAGCCAGAGAGCCAUGGAUGAUAUUGCAAACCUAAAAAGUGAAAGAUUAUUGCAAAUUUCCUCUGAUAGUUGCUGUGGACCCGUCGUUGACCUAGCCAUCGUGACAUGGAGGAAGAAAGAUAUUUCCUUGGUUUCAUUUGAGUAUAUAAGCUUAAGAGUGGCAAACUUUCGACUUGAGCUUGAGCAGGAACUUAUAUUAAGCUUGCUAGACUUCUUUAGAUCUGUCUCUUCAAGAUUCCAGAGCAGAGUCUUGCUAAAUUCAGAUCCCUCAUGCUAUCCUCUUAUAUACGAUUUGGGGUUUACACACACUCGGAUUUAUGAAUGUGUCAAAACAAGAGAAAAUCAUCUGCAUGAGACCAAUGUUCUUAUGUUUAAUAAGAGCCAGAUAAGAAGUUCAUCCCUACCUUCAGUGGUUCCAAUUGGAGCCCCUUGGCAACAAAUAUGUUUUUCAGCCAAAAGACAGAAAAAGAUCUACGUAGAAUUGUUUGAUUUGGCACCCAUCAAAUUCACCUUGAGCUUUUCUAGUGCCCCAUGGAUGGUUAGAAAUGGUUUUCUUACAUCAGAAGAAUCAAUUAUCCAUAGAGGUUUAAUGGCUCUUGCUGAUGUUGAGGGAGCUCGAAUUCAUCUUAAACAAUUGACAAUAGCACAUCAGAUGGCUAGUUGGGAAUCUAUGCAGGAUAUACUCACCAGGCAUUACACUCGUCAACUUCUUCAUGAAAUGUACAAGGUCUUUGCUUCUGCUGGUGUUAUAGGUAACCCCAUGGGAUUUGCUAGGAAUUUGGGACUUGGCAUCCGAGAUUUUUUAUCUGUUCCGGCCAGAAGCAUUAUGCAGAGCCCAACUGGAAUAAUUACAGGCAUGGCACAAGGCACCACUAGUCUUCUGAGUAACACAGUUUAUGCUUUAAGUGAUGCUGCCACCCAGUUCAGUAAAGCUGCACGCAAGGGUAUUGUUGCAUUUACAUUUGAUGACCAAUCGAGGAUGGAAAAACAACAAAAAGGUGUAUCUUUGCACAGUAAAGGUGUAAUAAACGAAGUAUUAGAGGGACUUACAGGUCUCCUUCAGUCACCAAUUAAAGAAGCUGAGAAGCAUGGUCUUCCUGGUGUCCUCUCAGGAAUAGCCUUAGGAGUUACAGGACUUGUGGCAAGACCAGCAGCUAGUAUUCUUGAGGUCACAGGAAAAACUGCAGAGAGUAUAAGAAACAGAAGUAAACUAUACCAAAUUGGAUCUCAACAAUAUAGGGUCCGGCUUCCUAGGCCUCUGAAUAGAGAACUUCCUCUGAGGCCUUACUCUCUGGAAGAGGCAGUAGGAACAUCAGUGCUUAUGGAGGUUGAUGAUGACCUGAAGCUAAAGGAUGAAGUGUUUAUGAUGUGCAAAUCACUUAAACAAGCUGGCAAGUUUGUUGUUAUCACAGAGAGACUUAUAAUGAUAGUUAGCUGUUCCAGUUUGGUAGACUUGGGGAAGCCUGAAUUUCAAGGUGUUCCAGCUGAUCCAGAGUGGGUUGUAGAAUCAGAAAUAGGUCUGGACAGUCUAAUCCAUGCAGAUAAAGUGGAGGAGGUGGUACACAUUGUUGGGAGCAGUUCAGAUGGCUUGCUUAGGCAGAAUCACCAUCAGUCCAAAAGAGGUGGAGGAACAAGGACAAAGCAUUGGAGUAGCCAUUCAACUCGCCUCCCACUUUUUCAGACCAAUUUGGAAUUGGCGUCCAAUAAAGAUGCAGAGGACUUGUUAGAGAUGUUGCUGUCUAUAAUUGAACUGGGUAAGGGACGGGGAUGGGGCAGUGCAUAUCUUCUACAUAAAAGCAAUAUUAUAUGGAAACAGGAGAAUCCUUCCCUGUUUUUUGGUGGGAAUCAGCUUUAGUAAUGCAAGUGCUUAUAUUCGUUGUAUAGUUUGACAUUUGCCAUUUUUGUUCAAACUUGAUACCAGCAGCAAAUAAUUCCUUGCAAAAUGCUGCGAAGGUCUUCAAUGAUAUUGACGGUUCGGAAAGAUCCCCCAACAUAGUGGAAGCGCCAAAUCUAUUCAUUUUUCUCUCA